AUGGAGACUUCAGACAUACAGUUGCAGCCUUUGCGAGUAUCCAAGAUCAGCCGUCUGCCAGGUCCAGCGGUUCACAUAGGACUGGCCGAACUGAACGAAUCGCAACACAAUGCUCGCGCGCAGACAGCAAUUCCAGCUCCGCCUGGAUUCAAGCCUCAUCUGAAAAGAGAGAUCCCACAGCCGGCACAACAACCCGAUCCGAAGCGCAAACCUUUGGCCGACCGGGCUGCCGAGUAUCCAGCGUCUGCUUCUACGUCUAUUUCUACAUCUGCUGCUAGUAAACUGGCUAUCAAGGGACAAACUUUGCCACAGCUUAAGCGACCGACUCGACACGCUACAAAUACAGCCGCCCCGACGUCACUGACCGGCUUUGCGAAGAGUUUCGGUCCCACCCGUAAUCAAGUUGAUCGAUCAAACCCAACAACGUUCCGAUCUAGCCAUGCCAGGUCAAAGAGUCAAGCCGCCAGGCCGCGGACGGCACACGGUCAUCGGCCAGAAGAACAUUUCGAAGACACAACAUCCACUAAUGCAUGGGACGUUGACGGCAGAGUUGAUAGCAUGGAAUCGCAGUUCAGGGAGCUGAAAGAUAUGGUGAACACGACGCUUGUGGAACGGAAAGGUCACGAGGAUGCCCUUGAACUUGCCAAGACCAGAGUCUCGGAGCUUGAAGAGCAUCGCCAGAGACUGGAGGAGCGAAACGAAGCCAUGAGAACAGACCUCGACGUGGCAAGAGACGAAAUCAGGCAAGCAAAGUACGAGCUAGAGAGGCUCCAAUGGCAGCAAAAGCGAGACAUCGAAGACUUGAACAGGCGGCAUCGGGACACCAUUGAUGAUCUCUCUAGGCAACACAGGACGGUUGUCGAGGAUCUUAGCAAAGAAUUGGAUCAGUUAAAAGAUGAAGAAACAAAAGAGCACCAGGCCAGAAUUGAUGCGCUGAAUCGACACUAUCAGCAAGAAUUGGAAGACGAGCGCCAAAAGAAAGACCGAGAGAUCCAGGAGCUCAGGGCACGCAUGGGCAACGAACAACAAGAUUUGAAUCUAGAGCUGCAGCGGAAAGAUCGAGAAAUCCGAGACGCUAGACUAGAGUGCGACAGUCUAAGGGACGACCUCGAGCGUGAGAAGUCACUCAAAGGCAGCCUCCAGACAAACAUUACAGAGCUAUCCGCGGCAAACACCACGCUAGAAGCCAAGAUCAACUCACUUCGGUCCCACGUAGAAUUCCUAGAAUCUGAUAGCAAAGCACAAUCGGACUCGUUUGCCAGUAUGGAGGCGAGGCUGCAAGAGGCUCUUGCUGCGGCCGACGAAGCCCGUCAAAAGCUCAUCAAGGAAGAAACGGAGAGGCGGGUCCUUUUCAACAAAUACCAGGAACUCAAGGGCAACAUACGCGUCAUGUGCCGAGUUCGGCCUGCCCUUACCGACGAUGCCUCCGCAGAGGCUGGUAUUUUGUUCCCCGAUGAGAAGACGUCGGCAGAAAUUGUCCUGGCGGGACCUGAAGAGAAAAGCAGUCUUGGCGUUGUGUCAAGAAAGAACUAUCCUUUCGAGUUUGAUCGCGUCUUUGCCCCCGUCGUUCAGAAUGAAGAAAUCUUUGGAGAAAUCUCUCAGCUCGUCCAGAGUGCUUUGGAUGGCUACAAUGUCUGCAUCUUCUGCUAUGGCCAAACGGGGUCUGGAAAGACCUACACCAUGUCCUCCGAGGAUGGCAUGAUUCCCAGAGCUACGCACAUGAUAUACGACACCAUGACAAAACUCAAGGAGAAGUCUUGGGAAUACACAAUGGAGGGUUCAUUUGUGGAAGUCUACAAUGAGGAACUAAACGACCUUCUUGCUCCCAACGACCGGUCUGCGGAGGCAAGGUCAAGAAAGUUGGAGAUCCGGCACGAUGAAGCCCGCAAGCAGACAACCAUUGUUAACUGCAAGACGGUCCAGCUCAACUCUGCGUCUAGUGUGGAGCGAAUCCUUGAGGAAGCACAAAAGAACCGGUCAGUUGCCGCCACCAAGGCGAACGAACGGUCUUCGCGGUCUCACAGCGUAUUCAUCCUGAAGCUCGUCGGUGAGAACAUGGCUACCGGCGAGCGGUGUGAAGGCACCUUGAAUCUCGUUGACUUGGCUGGAUCGGAGCGGUUGAAGCACUCACAAGCCGAGGGCGAUCGGAUGAAGGAGACACAGAAUAUCAAUAAGAGCUUGAGCUGUCUCGGUGACGUGAUUGAGGCUCUUGGCAGAGGAUCUGGUCAUGUUCCGUACAGAAACUCCAAGCUCACGCACCUGUUGCAAUACAGUUUAGGCGGCAACAGCAAAACACUCAUGUUUGUCAUGGUUUCACCAUUAGAGACGCACCUGAAGGAAACGCUGACAAGCUUACGCUUUGCUACAAAGGUGCAUAAUACCCACAUCGGCACGGCCAAAGCAACCAAGAAAAUCAGGGGAUCCGAAUAA
This is a messenger RNA of Metarhizium robertsii ARSEF 23, 2430 nucleotides long. RefSeq names its product kinesin related protein 1. Gene Ontology annotation, biological process: microtubule-based movement. The coding region runs from base 1 to 2430 and encodes 809 amino acids. The record is from RefSeq and is a predicted model, not a curated record. Gene Ontology annotation, molecular function: ATP binding; microtubule motor activity; microtubule binding. NCBI's taxonomy places the organism in Eukaryota, Fungi, Ascomycota, Sordariomycetes, Hypocreales, Clavicipitaceae. The transcript has 7 exons.